Cucurbitaria berberidis CBS 394.84 is the source of this 945-nucleotide messenger RNA. Its product is annotated as thiamine pyrophosphokinase-related protein-like protein. The coding region runs from base 1 to 945 and encodes 314 amino acids. The transcript has a single exon. Gene Ontology annotation, molecular function: 8-oxo-dGDP phosphatase activity. The record is from RefSeq and is a predicted model, not a curated record. Lineage: Eukaryota; Fungi; Ascomycota; Dothideomycetes; Pleosporales; Cucurbitariaceae.
AUGUCCCAUUCCAAUCUCGAUCUAGUCAAUCAGUGCGAUGGCUUCCCCUAUCCCGAGUCCAACACGGAACGCUAUCUCGCCAGCAUAACGACUUACUACCAACUACGCGUCUCGGGCCAUGAUUAUGCCUUGGGCUACAUGCUCCCCUCAGUUGCUGAAGUCUUCCGCGGCAUUCCAAACUGGGAACUAAACGAUGACGAACGUACCUUGACACUCACCGGCGGGAAGAAUGCAGAGGAGCGGUCGAAAGCGGUCGAGACGACGCUGUUGGCCAUGAAGGAGACUGGGCAUUUCAAGGUCCUGAGCAAGUGGAGAGGAGAAUUGUACGCUGUGUAUGGGAAAGGGAAAGAACUCUUGUUCAAUGUCGAACGGAGUGCGAGUCCGCUAUUGGGCGUCGUCACAUACGGUGUGCAUCUAACAGCUUAUACAAACAAAGACGGACAGCUGAAGAUCUGGACACCACGGCGCGCACGGACAAAGCAGACAUAUGGUGGCCUGCUCGACAAUGCCGUGGCAGGUGGCAUCGCAUCUGGAGAAUCCCCCCUUGAGAGUUUAGUAAGAGAAUGUGGAGAGGAAGCGUCGCUGCCUGAAGAGCUGGUCAGAUCAAAGGCCGUUGCUUGCGGGACAUUGUCGUAUUGGUACAUAAGGGACGAGAGAGCAGGCGGCGAGACAAAUCUCAUGCAACCGGAGUGCCAGUACAUCUACGACCUCGAACUUCCAGAGGGCACGACACCGAAGCCCGGUGAUGACGAGGUAGAAGAGUUCUAUCUGUGGUCAGUGGAAGAGGUGCAAGAGGCAAUGAAGAACGGCGAGUUCAAGCCAAAUUGCGCUUUGGUAGUGCUCGAUUUCCUCGUCCGACACGGCAUCUUGACAAGUGAGAACGAGACGGACUACAUUGAGAUUGUGAGUAGAUUGCAUAGAAGGCUCGAAUUUCCUACGCUCUAG